AUGGUGAACAUCGCGGUAGUCAGUGUCGGCGGCGCAGACGAUGAUGAUGAAUCGGAACGAGGUCCGCAGCCCAACCGUGGUCUGGGGACGCCCUGGCUGCCUUGGGGCAUUCCUUGCACAGCCCCAGACCCGGCCAAGACUCGCGAGCCGUUGCGGGUUCUCGACGCCGCCCCUGUUUUGGAAAUGGGCAUCGCCUGGUGGAGUCAUGCCCAGACUUCUGCUGCUUCCGAGCCUUCUGCACGCGCCUUUCUUUCGCGCUCCUUUCCCGCUAGCAAACCGCCCGCCCUGGCGUCGCAACGCGAGGUUCGCCGGUCCUAUUUGGCCGGCUCUCAACCAAUCUCCAGCUUCGACGGUUCUUCAAUGUAUUACGGCGGCCCUCAAUACCGCGACACCGACCCGGAGUUCAUCAUGCCUUCGGCUACGGCCCAAGGCACCGGGCGGGCCGCGAAGCCCAAGCUCUUCUCGAAAGAGUUCCUUGCCUCGAGAUGGGCCAAGCUGUUUUUCUUCGUCGUCGGCAUGCAGGCCUUGAUCGGCGUCGUGUUCGAGGCAUAUGUUUUCGGCCGAUUCCAGUUCAGUCUCGACUACCAGGAAGAAAGGGAACACCUGUUUACGCCCCUCGAAAAGUCGCAAUACCGGACAAUUCCGACCUUCCUUACUCUCUUCAUCUUCGGUUACCUGUACAUCCUGGUGCUCACGUGGGACGCCCUGCGGCUCAAGAACACCAUUCAGAUCAUCGGCCUGUGCUUCUCCAACCUGGCGCUCUUCGUCUACAGCGUUCUCCAGAUUGACCAGAUCGACAAGUCCAUCCAAAAACUUUUAGCUGCCGGGGCUAUUAAGCCCGACAAGGAGGACCGAAAUGUCUGGGCGUUGUGCAAGCCCUUCCUUAUCGCCAUUCCGGUUGUCGUUGGCGUUGUUACUGUGGCUAUGUCUGUCCUGGCCUACCAACUCUAUCGCGAGUUCGCCUGGGAUAUCUUGAAGCUGAUCGGCGCCGACUAUCGCAUGACGAAGCGCUUUCUUCACUAUCAGAUCUACAUCGCCCUCCUCAAAUUCGACUUCUUUUUCUUCCUGGGCUUCACCAUCCAAUUCCUCGUCGUCGUCAACGGCAUCAAAGACUUCGAGCUGGGCCUGCACAUCGCCGCGAUCCCCAUCACCGUCGGCAUCCUGCUGUGCGCCGCCUUCUUCACGCGGCGCGAGAACCGUCUCGGCGUCUGCUUCGUCAUCCUGCUCUACUUCGGUGGUCUGGCCUACUUCUUCUUCAAGCUGGUCCGCAUCUAUCAGCCCGGCCAUUACCAGAACUACUUGGCUGUACGCCGGUCGCUGACCGCGUUCGCUGUGCUGACCAUCCUCUUGAUCAUCCUUACCAUCAUCAACGCGUUCAUCUGCAUGAGCAACUUCGGUAAGGGGCUCAAGGCUCAUCUGGUCAAGCCUAACGGGCCUGAUCCGGAAAAGGAAGACGCCAACUCGUACCAGUUGCACGAGCAGAAGCCGCCGCUCUCGAGCAGGAUGACGAUUGAUUGA
Molecule: messenger RNA, 1518 nt
Organism: Thermochaetoides thermophila DSM 1495
Lineage: Eukaryota; Fungi; Ascomycota; Sordariomycetes; Sordariales; Chaetomiaceae
Product: putative UPF0658 golgi apparatus membrane protein
Exons: 6
Coding region: 1-1518 (505 amino acids)
Cellular component (GO): Golgi apparatus
Source: RefSeq, a predicted model, not a curated record